This is a messenger RNA of Triticum aestivum (bread wheat), 1006 nucleotides long. RefSeq lists its product as uncharacterized. The transcript has 2 exons. The record is from RefSeq and is a predicted model, not a curated record. Lineage: Eukaryota; Viridiplantae; Streptophyta; Magnoliopsida; Poales; Poaceae. The coding region runs from base 118 to 624 and encodes 168 amino acids.
GCACCUGGAGUUGGGCAAGCAAGCCCAAUGACUACUCUUGAUGUUCCCUCUCCGAAUCACUAAAGGUUGGAUUUUGGGUUUUCACCUUGCAAAGCACAUCCAAGCAGACUUCACGUAAUGCCUUCAACAAAAGCACGGCACGUAAACACGGAAGCCGGAUCCGAAGUCAAGGCUAGACAUCCCUUCAGGAAACGGACGCGGGCGUCGCUAAAAAAAAGAAAAAAGAAAAGAAACUCUCCCGACUCCUCUGCCACCGCUGGGCGCUGGCACCGCCCAGUCCUCGCUCGCGCCGCCGCGAUUCGCCGAACUCGCCCGUCCGCGCAGCCUGCCAGCGCCACUCCUCCGUCCACGCCGGCCGUCCGCCCGCGUGCCCUCCGUCUGCGCCGCCCGUCCGCGUCCUCCAGUCGCCGGCGGCAUCUCCGUCCGCGCCGCCAGCGCCGUACCUCCGUCCACGCUGUCUGCCCGUGCCGCCCCUCCGUCUACGCCGCCCGUCAGCGUCCUCCAAUCGUCGGCGACACCUCCAUCCGCGCCGCUUGCGCCUCUAACUUCCUCCAUCGCAGGCCAGGUGCUUGUUGUCCUGAUACUCCAAAAGAGAAGAGGAAAAGAGCAUUUUGGAUGUGCUGAUGCUCCAAAAGAGAAGAGGAGAAAAGCAGUAUUGCUGUGCUGGGAGUGGCAGAUGCUCCAAAAGAGAAGAGGAAAAGAGAAAAAGUGAGGUGCAGUACAAACAGUGGAGGGGAAAGUGGAGAAGAAGUGGAGGGAAGCAACUCACGGGUGUGGUUUUGGCGCCAAGCUGGGUGACUUUUCCCUCCAAAAGAGAAGAAAGAGAAAGAGCAGGUCACGUGCAUGAGAAGGGAGAGGUGUUGUGUGUCCGUUUCCUGAAGGGAUGUCUAGCCCUGACUCCGCUCUGUAAUGUUAGAGGAUCCGGCUCCGUAAACACGUACGGUCAUUGCCAGGUGGAACCAUCGUAGGUGAAACCUGAUCUCAUUUCCACUCAAUUUUCAGAACA